CCCUGCCCUCGGCGGGCAUGAGCCUGGCCCACACCACUGUGCUCCUGUGGGCCUGGGGCAGUCUCCAGGCCUUUGAAAUCGUGGAGAAAGAGAACAUUUUCCAGAAGACCCCCUGCCCGGCCUUCCUGAUAUUUGACAAUGCAGCCUACCUGGCCGACAUGAGCUUUGAGCUCCCCUGCCACUGCAAGCCUGAGGAGGUGUCGGCUGUAGUCUGGUACUAUCAGAAGCACCUGGGUAGCAGCCACACCAAGGUACUGACGGACUUUGACGGGCGGGUGCUGACGGAGGCGGCCCAGGUGCGGGUGGGCAGCGACAUGCUGGUCCGCUUCAGCAUCCGCAUGUUCAGCUUGUUGGUUUUCCGGGCCCAGCCCGAGGACUCGGGCCUGUACUUCUGCGGCACUCGCAAGGGGGACUACUUUUACGCCUACGAUGUGGACAUCCAGAGCAACAAAGGAAUGGUGGCCACCUUCAAGGACAAGGGCCAGGAGCCCUCCGAAGAUGAGCACCGUGGGAGCCUCCAUGUCUUCACCACCUUCUGGGAGUGGACGCCCUGUGACCGCUGCGGGGUGCGCGGGGAGCAGUGGCGCAUCGGUCUCUGCUACCUGCAGAGCCCAGACCUCUCCCCGCGCUACCGCAAGACGCUGCCCGACGUGGUGUCCUGUGGCUCGCGGGCUGUGCCGAGGAGGCUGCGGGACGCCUCCAGGGACCACACGCCCGAGCUGAUGGUUCAGAGCUGCCUGGUGCCCUGUGAGAAGGUGACGACCCGGAAGGGCAUGCUGGCCAUCUUCGACUACGUGUCCAAAGUGGGCAGCCGGCCCUGGGUGCCCCAGGUGCCCAUUCAGUUCCACCAGCAGAGGCUAGGCCACGGACUCAUCAUCUCCUGCCCUGGGGCCCGGCCAGAGCACGCCGUGGCCUGGGACAAGGGUGACCAGCACCUGUACCGCACAGAGUACCUGAAGGGCGUCAGCAGGUCCAUGCGGGUGUUCAUUGACCACGGCAACCAGCUGCACAUCCGCUUCACCCAGCUGAGUGACCGAGGCAUCUACUACUGCUGGCGGCAGGGAGUGCGGGUCGCUGGGUUCCGGCUGGCUGUGACAUCCCAAGGGCACUACCAGUUCUCGUUCUCGGACCCUGAGACUCGCUCCGCCCUGCAGCUUAUCCUGUUGGGCUACCUGCUCAUCACGGCAGUCUUUGUCACCAUUCACCUCUGUCGUUGCUGCUGUUACUUAUUUCGCUGUUGUCCCAACUUCUCCCCCUGA
Choloepus didactylus (southern two-toed sloth) is the source of this 1259-nucleotide messenger RNA. It is a transcript of the gene FAM187A, whose product is annotated as family with sequence similarity 187 member A. The transcript has a single exon. The coding region runs from base 18 to 1259 and encodes 413 amino acids. Lineage: Eukaryota; Metazoa; Chordata; Mammalia; Pilosa; Megalonychidae. The record is from RefSeq and is a predicted model, not a curated record.